UCCCUCGGUCCAGUGGUGUGUCCCCCGCAGCCCGUUUCACCGGCCAUCCUGGAUUCCAGGAGGCCGGCACCUUCAGUGUGGGCACCCGGCUGUGAGAGCUUGCUGCUUCACAGCCGGGUACCCACUGCACAUGCGCGAGUAGCGCUGCACUUCAUGAAUGGUCCUGUAGUCUUCUGGGACUUGUCACGUGUCCCAAAAGACUACAGGGAGGGAGGACACCUUCUGCAUAAUAUCGCUGCUGCAAUCUGACUAAAAGUGGGAGCAGGUACCUGUCAAAACCAGUUACCCCCGGCCCCCCCUAAAAAAAAAAAGUUCCAAAUGUGGCAGUGGAGGAGGGGAGGAUGCAAACAAGUGAAACUUCCCCUUUUGCUUGCAG
Molecule: messenger RNA, 376 nt
Organism: Staurois parvus
Lineage: Eukaryota; Metazoa; Chordata; Amphibia; Anura; Ranidae
Source: the annotation of a GenBank genome assembly